GCCCGCCGCAAUCCGCCGGGGCCGGGGGCGGCUCUGGCCGGCUCUGCCCGGCAGGUGGUGCCGCCGAGCCGGCCCCGGCCCCGGGAAUAAAGUCGGGAGAAAGAAGCGGAGAAAUGUGACCGAGAUGGGGCAGUUGGUAGAGGGAGGAAGCGGAUAGGGAAGAGAGAGAGAAAGGGGGGGAAAAAAGAACAAAGAAAACGCCAUCCAGAAGGCGGCUGCACUUCUUGGGCUGCGGGGACAAACUUGCGGGGCUGCUGGAGCAGCAGACGGCUUUGUCUAAAAGGGCUUGGAAAGGCACCACCUAAUCCUGCUGCUCCCCUCCCAUGCUGAAGGGAAGGAGGGAUCCUGGGAGCCGGAGAGGGGGAACCGCUGGGGACUGCGGCGGCCGGGGGGGUGCCCGAGUUCCCCCGCCGAGCGCUCCGCGCUGGAGCUGGGCGUGGGAGCCCGCAGCCCCGGGGGGGUCCGGGCGGCCCCUGCCCUCCCUGCCCCGCACCUCGGGGGUUACUGAGCGGUUUGUGAGCCAACAGCAAAACUAGCGAGGUUUCAAAGUGAAAUUCCGGAGGAAAUUUAAAGAGCAUCCGGAUCCGGAGAAAGAGAGAAAGAAAGAGGAAGGGAGAAAUAAAUCAAAACGUGGAGAGAAUCCCCGGCAGCUGAAGAAAGGACGGGAGAGAAAGAAGCUGACGCCCGGCAGAGAUGGGGAAAUGAAUCACUGUGGAGGCAAAACCAAAAAGGAGCCUCAGUCCAGCUAGGAGACCUGAGGAACAAGCUGUUGGAGGAGAGACGCGUACUAACUCCACUGGCCUGUAGUCUGUCUUACCCUUCUUACUAACAAAUGUCAACAACUAGGGAGCAGCCAAUCUUCAGCACCAGGGCCCAUGUUUUCCAGAUCGACCCUGCCACCAAACGGAACUGGAUCCCUGCCAGCAAGCACGCUUUGACCGUCUCCUAUUUCUACGAUGCCACACGCAAUGUGUAUCGGAUCAUCAGUGUGGGGGGCACCAAGGCGAUCAUCAACAGCACUAUUACCCCCAACAUGACCUUCACAAAGACGUCCCAGAAGUUCGGACAAUGGGCAGACAGCCGAGCCAACACCGUGUAUGGCCUGGGCUUUGCUUCGGAGCAACAUCUCUCCCAGUUUGCAGAGAAGUUCCAGGAAGUGAAAGAAGCAGCCCGUUUGGCGAGGGAGAAGUCCCAAGAUAAAACAGAGCUGACCAAUCCUGCCCUGAAUAUCACUUCUCACCAGGUACUUCCCAGCCCCAUCAUCAGCUCCAAUGGGCCAGGAGAAGAUAAACUAUUCCGGAGCCAAAGCGCUGAUGUUGAGAUAACAACAGAGAAGGAGCGGCUGAAGAAGAUGCUUUCAGAAGGUUCGGUGAGUGAGGUCCAGUGGGAGGCCGAGUUCUUCAGCCUCCAGGACAACAACAACAAGCUCGUGGCUGCUCUCCACGAAGCCAACGCCAAUGUGGACCAGUGGAAGAAGCAGCUGGCUGCUUAUCAGGAGGAGACGGAAUCGCUGCGGCAGCGGGUAGCAGAACUGGAGUCACAGGGGGCUCACGAUUCCUCCAGUGAGAACAACAAGGAAGAGCUGAACCAAACCCUGGAGGAGCUGGAACUACUGAUCAAGGCUAAAGAUGAGGAGAUUCAGAUGCUAAAGAGCCAGAAGUGUAGCCGAUGGGAAGCAGAGGGCGAGCGUGAGGAGACACUGCAGAAGCUGCAGGAGCUGGAGGCACGCAACGCAGAGCUGGAGCGACGCCUUCACCUGGCCGAGCAGACGCUGGCAGAGACCCUGGCCGAGAGGGAGAAAAUCCAGAAUGAGGUCACCAAGGUGGCAGAGAUAAUGGAUGUGAAGAUAUUUGAGCUCAGUGAGAUCCGGCAGGGACUAGCCAAGCUGGUAGAGAGCAACUGAGCAGCAACAGGCUCAGAGGAGACACCUCCGGAGGAGGGGAGCCUGAACUGGGACUGGUCACUGACAGCAAUUUCGGUCACAGAACAGCCUCGAGGUCUGUUUGGGCAGGAUACGCCAACAUACCAGCAGCUGCCUGGACAGUGUGGAGACCAGCCGCAGCCACUUACUGCCCACGGAACACCCAGACAGAGGGCAGAGAGCACCUGAGCUCCUGAAUCCUCUGCAGGGAGCAUCUACAAGUCACAGCCAGACCUCUCUGGACCCUGCCAUGGCUGUGGCACGGUCCAGAGACAGCAGCUGUCCCUGUGCUGCCUUCCCAGCCUCCCUGCUGCCACACUGUGUCUCCAACCUUUUUACAGUUUUCUAGGGGAAGGGGCUCAGCAGCCUUCAUGUUUUUUCGGUAGUUUUUUAGGAAACCACUUGCCUUUUGCAAAUAAGCUGCCUGUUUCCCCACCUAGGGAGGGAGGAGAAGUUCUAGCACACCAAGGACAGCAGUUGCUCCCUUUCCUCUUCCCCAGCCCUAACUACAUCGUGUCUUUCUAACAGGAUCCAGUAACACUGGUCACUGUCAGGAGCUUCCAGAGGUAGCAGAGUCCCCACUGCAGAGAAGGGUGCUUGCCUGCACAUAUGUCCUUUCCACUGUUCAGUCACAUCCUCCAGAAGAAAAAGAACUGCAGGUUUUAAAGCUCUUAAUAGUUUAACACAGUGGGAUUUAAUGACUUCUUAAAACUUUAAGAUGAGAAGAGUAGAGGCUUGGUUGGGAAAGGGGCGUUUGAGAAAUGGGCCAUCCCCGAGGGGACGGCCAACAAACUGCUAGAUUGGCACCUCUCCUGGCCUCUAAGGGCUGCAGUUAAUUGAAAUUAAAUGGAGCAAGUAGCAGUUGCUCUUGGUUUCUUUUUUCCUUUUUUAUUGGGAAACAGUCCACAGAGAUGUCCUGCUCCGUGUCAGCCGAGCAGUAUUCCUUGUGAAGGGUACGCGUCCCAGCUUGCCACGCUUGGCCAGAUCAAAUGAGAACAGGAGGCGUUUGGAGCAUGCUGGGAUCGGUGCCCUGCGGGGCCUGUGGGAAGUUUGUCAGUUAUCGUAGAUGUUGUCUAGUAAUAGGAACUGAGCAAGGCCUGAGGGAGGCACCGCAGAAACCUGGAAAGUUGUGUCCCCCCCAUGGCGCCUGCUGUGCCCCCGUAGUUACCUAGGAGCAUGCUUAGCCUUGUGCUGAAUGACGAAGCAGUGUCUGUGUAGAAGUAGUUAGUAACCUUACAGGAGUGUUGAUGGAUUUGGAUUUCGUUGUUGGUUUUUUGCCCUCUUUGCCGCUAUAGAUUAGGCAAAGACAGCCGUAAUCCUGGGAAUGUUUCACAGGUCUGCAGAAACUCCGGUACUUAGCAAGCGCUGGCUGCCAAGUACUGCCCUCUCCGCACCCAGCCGAACCUCGGCAGACCUGUGUAAAGGCAGCGCAGCUCCUCAGGGUCUGCCUCUCCUCUUGCUCACCUGGUGACCACGAGAGGAACCCACAGCUUCCACACACUGCCUGCAAGUCAGGGCAGGAUUAGGUCUGGCACCUCUGGAAUCUGCUGGAGUGCAGAACUGCUGGUGACUCUGUGCUGGAUUGUGUCUAGGCAAAGCCCUUCCCUCUCCCAGGGGUGAUGAGGAAACACUGGGAUUUCCAGACCUGCGUAGCCAGGGAAGGGCUCUUCUGUUUUGGGGGUGGGGAGUUCUUUUUUUUUUUUCCUUUCUUUUUUUUUUUUUUUUUUUUUUGCAUGAAGUGUUCUCACAACUGUAUGGAGCUGGAGCUACUGUAGUAAUAUUUGUUUCAGGGUAUUUAAGAAGGGAAGGAAGUAACUGGGUGGCAAAAAUUUCGAGGGACUUGUUUACCACCCCAUGCCAGUGUUCAUAUUUUAUUCCUACAGGAGCCGCCUUCUUUUGAAAUAGAGAUCAGCUCCAAGAAAGGUGUGUUUGGUUUGCAUCUCCGUCACUUAAUAUGGAGGGAGGAGGGUGGGAUUGGGGACUAUGGGAGAAAGUAAAUCAAGCAAAAGUUUUAUGUUCUCUACUACUACCCUCUUGCACUUCUUCUGUGGCUGCGACCCACGAGGUGGAGCUGGGUUCUGGCAGUGACCGUUUCAUAGCCCAGCGUCUUGGCCAGUGCCCGUGUUGUGUUGCUCAGUGAUGGGGGCUGACCAGAGCCGUGUGUGCCACGCCUGGGUGAGUCAUCUCUCCCGAGGGAGGCCAUGAUCAGACCGUUCUGGAGAAUUGAGAGGGAGGACCUGAGUCAAGCUGCUGCACAUCCCAGCAGGACUCCCUCUGAGUUGGGGAGAGGCAGAUGCAAGCUGCAGCGUGGUGCUUGGCUGAGACAGCAGCUCAGACAGCUUCCCGGAGUACCACGCUUGCCUACGGCUCUCCCAGGACCUGCUCUGACCUGGGUUGAGCAGCAGUAUAGUGUGAGACCCAGCUCUUAUGCCGUUUAAGCCUCUUCUUGUCCCUUAUGCAGUUUUUAAUCCUCAAAGCAUAACCUAACGUCACUGGAGAACUCCACCUAGACCUACCGCAAAGAUGGACGACCAUUGACAGUCUAGGUUGAGUGCAAGAAGGUCUACAAGUCAUGCAACAAGUCACAAAUGUAAGGAAUCUGCAGCUAGUCUUCCACUGCCAUCCUGCAGGAAGCUCUCCUUGUUUCACACAGUGUUCGACCUCUUCAUGUCAGGCUGAGAGUCAGCUGGAGCCAGACUUUGUAUAAAAAAAUUGCCAUGGAAAAAAAUAAAACCCACAACGCUAUGAAAAAGCACAAGUUCUAAACUGCUGCUCGUGUCCCCUAUAAAGCCAAAGCCUGCACACAAGGUGGCUGUGGGAGCCGUCCUAGCCCCGCAUCGUUAUGGUGUGUAAAAUCAGCAUUGGGUGCUGCUGAGCUCGGACUGUGCGUGGGGUAUCUGGGUACCACCAAGACAGGGGUGCUACGCACUGGUCACACGGGGAUCCUGAACUGGUGACUCUGCUCGAGACUCGGCAGCCCAACAUACGGUAUCUGGAGGGGGUGUAACCCCCUGGAAGUCGUGGUUCUGUCUAGUGGGGGAAGUAUUACACCCAGUCAAGUCUUUAAGUGCAAACUCCUCUACUCCGCUCUUGUGAAAUGAACACUUCUGCAGCAGAAACAAAGGUAGACCCUUGGCUACACUUUCCGAGCAGCCUGUUCGUUGCAAACAAACGGUGCUGUCGGCCUCUGGACGCUGUGCUGUUGGAGCUGCCGUGUCCCUGGCAGGAUGCUAUCUGCUGUUUCCCUGCACACGGCGUACCUUGAGACCAGCGGUACUUUGCAUGCGUUUGCUGUGCAUCGCUCCGUCGGCAAGUCAGAGUCCUGGCUGUGCUCCUUUGCUCUUCCAUUGUCAGGAACCGGGAACAGGGGCCAUUUUCCUUUACGCUCUUCUCCACGGGUGCUGGUUGCAAUUCUUUUCCUUGCCAGAAUAAUCUGAAUAGUGGCUUUUUGAUGAGAUCUGUCCUGUGCUCGGCAUUUGUUAAAAGUCCUUUAUUGAGGCAUUGCAGGGCAGUGUGAUGGAUGGUUCUGGGAGGCACUUUCCGUUGCAGUCUUCCCCUCUUCUAAACUAAUGAAAACCCAUUCAUCACCAGCUAUUUCCACAAAUGCCCUAAAUCUGUGGGUAGCAAUGAGACAACCCUACUGUAGACCGUAUAGCGGCAAAGCAUUAAUUCCAUCUGCCCCACUCUAGCGAGCAUUUAAAAAGGACUUCAGUUGUGUUUCAGAAGAGCAGCGCUCUAACGCAUCCCCACCGUGUGCUUUCCCACCCUCACCCCUUCCCCGUUUAUGCUUCUCUUGCUUCAAAAGGAGAAAAAUCUCGCCUUACAAAAGCCAGCGCUGAAUGGCAAGGCUGCAGUUCGAUGUUUGCUUCUGUCUCACAGUAACAAUUACUGUCAGCAACUAAUAACAGUGGCUUCCUUGCUGGAGGAGAAAUGUUACUGAUUGCAGGUGCCUUGAGAGACCUAAUUCUUUUGGCAAAUUAGGAUCUUAAUUAUUCAUAGAAAACCUAGACAGAACAUUAAUAAAGGGAGCAUGGGGAAAAUGGCUCACAUACGAGAUCAGGAUGAACAAAUAAAAAAACCUUGCAGCCUUCCCCUCUUUGCACGACGCUCCGGUGGGCGGCGACGAGGUGUGAUUCUGUGCUCUGAAUCCAGACCCAAGACAAGGUCCUUCUGACCAGCUCCGCGAGAGGAAAUGAAGCUUUGCUGUUACAGGACGUGCCAAUAAUAGAGCCUUGGAAAAAGGAUGUGUCCAGUGCAAACUCCAUCUGACAGAUGCCAAUACAGGCCUUCCAGGCUGAAGAGGAAGGUAAAUGCGGUCCUGGCCUGGAGCUGGCCCGGCCGGCAGAGCGACAGGCCACCAGCAGCUCUGCAACCUCCCUCGCCUCUCCGGGCUUUGAUUCCUCCUCCUCCACAAAGCAGAUAAUUACCCUCCCUGAAGGACUGUUGGACUUCAAUUACUAGCAUCUACAAGGUCCCUGGAGAGCCAAGAGGAGAAAAGGUUAGCACAGGCCAGGCUGGUUAAUACCCUAAGUCCGUUAAGUGGUUUUAAACGAGAGGUAAAAAUCUUUCUCUUCCCAAAAAGCCGCUGCAGAGCCCCCUGGUAACGUGUGUUGUGUUGUUAGGCAGCCUCACAUCGAAGUUACUAACCAGAUUGUCUCCCAUAUCUGUAUUUUUGUGAGAACACGCUGAAGCAAGUUCUUGACGGAGGGGAAGCAACCAGGCGCUUCAUUGGACAUCUCCAAAGGAUCAAACCUGGGGGAAUUUGUAAUUAAAUAGCACCAUUAAUGAAAAAUAGGUGACCUAACCCUUUUGAGCUGCUGCAUCUGGGCUGCAGAGAUCAGCCGCUCCGUUACUCAGAGGAGAGGUUAUUUUUAGUUCAGAAAUGGUCUGUUUACACUUGACAGCACAGGCGAGCAGGCUCUGAGUGUAACACACCCCCCACAUGCUCACGCUGGAAGACAAUUUCCGCGUGCACCAGAGAAGGCAAUUAAAUGUGUGCUUUGGCAAAUGUCUGCAAACACGUAAUAAAGCCCCCAAAUCCAGUGAGGUUCACGGUCCCCUUUCCCAGAGUAAUUUAUAAUUAUUAUCGUUAUUAGAUUGCGGUGUGUAAAGGCAGUUUCUGCUCCAGGGGAAAAGAACAUGAGCUACAGCACUAAUCAUCUCUGCACAAGGUCCUGCCUCCUCCGCGAGCUUCCCUCCACCCUACCCAAAAAGCGGCAGCUGGAAUAACGCUGGGAGUGAGAUGCUUGUGGUAAGAGCAAGCAACGCUUUGGACACAAGAGACGUGGCAGCUCCAGCAACAGGUAAUCCAAAGGAGCACCACUCGCCCCUUCCAGUCAGCUCACGGCUGAAGCACCGUUCGCAGCCGCGCGGCUCCCUGGGCUCUGCUGAGCGCAAGCCUGGGAAGUGUGAAUCAAAGGUACCAAAUGCAAUUUCCUCGGAUGCCGCUGUCACCCGCAGCCGUAGGAAGUUGCCAGGUGGAAAGGGGCGGGAGGCUGCUGUCACCUCUGUCCCCACGGUGGGCAGGGAAGGGCUCUGCAGUCUGCCUGUGUCCCGUUCAUAGUUCACCGGGGCUCGCAGAGGCUGCCACCAGUCUGAAUUGUCACCCCUUUCUCACGUACCCCAUCCCCCACUCUGCACACGCCUGACACCGCGUGCUCGGGAGGGAAGAGGGCAGUCUCUCUGCCUCGGCGCCAGCUCCUUGCCCUGUCGUCAGCUUAUUUUUCCCAAGGGCUGGUAGAACAACAAGUGAGAGAGGAUGCUGUACGGAGUCUCUGCCUUCUGUUCCCACCGAUGUUGGGCUAACAGAGUUUCAAAUCCCAGCAGGCAACAAACAGAAGACAUUUCACUGUAGCCUUACUGGCUGGAGAUAUCAAUGCCCAGACGUUGUUACGGGUAGAUGAAAACAGUAUCAGCCUCGAGACUGGUGGCAGGAGUGCCACCUCUCCUGUGAUCUCAGCAUGGGAGCAGCACAGCUUGUGUGGUGUUGGGGCUUGGGAAUUCAAGAAUGAUACUGGGGAGUACGGGGCCGAGAUGAAGGCAUGGGGAUGAGCCGCUGCAGCAGGCUAGUGCUGUGCUCACAGCUGCUCUUUGCAAGGCCAGAGGAAAGUCUUCUGCCCCUUGGCAACUGCUCUCCCUGCCCGGAGGUGACAGGAAUCCAAAGCAAGCCAUGCAGGGCUGCGUUCCCAGGAGACAGAGCUGCUUCAGGGAGUGAGAGACAGGUAUGAAUUAAAUAGAGCCAGCAGGGAGGUUUUCUUAGCACAGAAAUAAAAAAAAUAAAUACAGGUAUUCCUUUCCUCCGUCCCAUUUUUGGAGUUAUGACGCUGGCAGGGAGGAACUGGGGGAGUUAGAGUGUCAAGCGUGUCAUAGCCAGAGAGGAGACACAUGUCUGGGCAGCUGUAGUCGAGCCCUGAAGGAGGGUGUGCCAGGGCCAUGGAGCUGAAUCAGCAAAAAAGGACGGGGAAGAGCUUUAAGGUGCAGCGGGGAUGGAGAAGGUUCAACAAAGAAGCUGCAAGGAGCUGGGGGGAGCGCCCUGGGAUGGAGAAGGCAGCAAAGCUGCAACGGAGCAUUGCAGGGACACAGGAUCAGUCCUGGCCAGCAAGAAAAGGGAAAUGCUGAGGCUUGAAGCGCUGACCUGGGAGGAUCCCGCCGGCAGCAGCACCCAGCCCGGCUGCCGCACGGGCAAGGCUUGGGGACGAGCAGCCCUGUGCUGUAUUUCCCCCUGAAUGAGGACCAGAGCCAGCAGCGGGGGUGACCAGAGCACACCAACUGCCAUCUACCGGGUAACCCGGCAGCAGGGCCCCCCCAGGGCUGCACACAAGCUGCCCCAGGAGAAGGGAAAAGGCCGUUCCUGGUAGAAAAGCUUGUUAAGCAGCUUUUUAAGGCUUUCAAAACAGCUGAGUUUGUGUUUGCAAAGAGCAUCCAAAGGUAAAGCAGCAGCUGACACAGUGCAGGUUGUUGCAGGGAGGUUUCGGACGGCAUGAAGAACCCGUGUGGAGGCACAGCCGUGUUGGAUUCACGCAGAGACGGGUGCCCCGGCCAGGGCAGAGAUGGAAAUGGCUGCACCUGCAGCCAGCAGCAGCAAAGCUGGAACACGGCUCCAAUGCAGCACUGCCGUCUCAGCAGGGAGAAAUCAAACAGCCCAGCACAAAGAUUACCCCGGACUCUUUCACUACAGCUGCCUUUUCUUCACCAUGGAGAUCCAGGGCUUCCCUGCCUGCUGCAGCAUCCACAGACGGAGGGGAUGCCAGCUCCUGAAGGUGACUGCCGCGUUACCAAACCUGUCCCCACUUCCACAUUUCCUUGCUCAGCAGAACUGCCAGGGGGAUGAUUUAUCAAUACUGUAUAUCUCACCGAGGAGGAUCCCAGCCUCUCCCUUCUCCCUGCAAAACUUCUGGGAAGCACUCCUCAGGUGUUUGUUCCUCCCUGUGAGGGGCAGAAAUGAGGGGAAAUGCUCCAGGAACAGACAAAUAUUUCUUUAAGCGCACAUAGAGCAGCCAGUCUCGGCAUCAUCAGUGUAAAGGACACACAGAGGUGCCCUGCGAGGUGGGCUGCAGAGGAGCACGUACUCGCUGAGCCCCUCCGAGCCACGAGGCCAGGUGAUGGUUUCUCACCCAGGGGAGACGGGAGGAUGAGGAGGGCUGGCACGGGUGUGGGGCUGUCCCCUCGCAUGCAGCCCCCGCGCCAGCGUGGGGUUCAGCAGCCGCACACGGUCUGGGUGAGAGAGCAGGCGGCGAUGGGAGAUGCUGAAUUGAGAAGAGUUUCCAUGGCAACCCAGCCAGGGGAACCCCCGGAGCUGGGGCUGAAGGAAGGGGGAGAGCAGCGCCAGUGGAAAGCACCUGCUCGGGCACGGCCGGGCAUAAACGGCACCGUGCUGGGGCCAGUUCAGGCACAGCACAGACGGGGAAGCCAGCGAGCGCCUGCCUGGGGGACCGGUGGGCCGAGCCGCACGCAGAGGGUGGUUUUACAGCCGAGACGCAAUCUCGGCUGUGACGGGAAGGAAACCCUUAUAUCCCUAGGGGAUCCCAAAGGCUUCUGACAAGGCUUAGAAACGCCAAAAUGGAAUAUCCUACUUGGGGUGGGGCAGUACUGACAGCGCAUACAGAAGUGUCACCCAUGUCCUUUAGCCCUGGGGAAGAGGUAAAUUCCUAAUCUGGGAAUUGAAGGCAUCUUUCUACAUGCCGAUUAGCACAGCAACCUCUUUUUCUACUCGGCCACUCCCAAGACUGAUCAUCUGAAGCAAGAACAUGUAGUCAGCACUACAGAGAGCUCUUAUUUCCCGCACGUGUCCCACCCUCACAGAGAAGGCUGCUCAAGAAAGACAAGGGAUGUAUUAAAAGGAAUUUUGAAUAAAGCUUCAAGACGAGAGCCUUGAUCAAUCCCUACAUGUCACAUGUGGAAGGAGACAAACAGAGAAACCCCCACCAGGCUGAAGCAAAGAGACUUCAGACAGCAGGUUACGAAGCGCCUGCGAGAGGGAGGGGAACAACUGACACUCAAAGGCGGUAUCAGCCCCCUCCCCGGGAAGGCAGGGGCAGCCUGUCCCAGAGAGGGUGUCGUUUUAAUCUGCAGCUAACAGGCUUGCUCCACAAAUUAGCAUGCACAAGGCUGUGGAAGCAUUCAGUAUUCAGAAAGCAUCGGUCUGAUACAAACCUAUUUGCUGCUGCUGCAGCAGCUGCCACCGGUGACAGCGAGCUGUGCUACAAGGCAGGCUGUGGAGUGCUGCUUCCUUCCCGGAGGGCACCCAAGGGGACAAAGCAAGGAGGAACGCAUUCAGGCAUCGCCGAAACCCCAGACGGUUCCACACCCAUCUCGCCUGCCGCCAGGCAGCAGAUGGACCCGCACCUCCCAAGCCCGUGCCAGCGCUGCAGUCCGUGGUCUGAAGGCACCAGGAGGCCCCCGCUGCGGGGGGCUGCAGGAGUUUCCCUGGGGGAAACACCUCUGCAGGACCUCACUCCGCCCAGACCACGCUUAAAGGCACCCCAGGGACUGCGUGCUCCCAGGGAAGGAGCUGGCACUGAGAGGUGUAAGGAACACCCACGAGAAGCUCAAUCCUUAUCCAACUCAUC
Chroicocephalus ridibundus (black-headed gull) is the source of this 10989-nucleotide messenger RNA. RefSeq names its product homer scaffold protein 3 (gene HOMER3). Lineage: Eukaryota; Metazoa; Chordata; Aves; Charadriiformes; Laridae. Bases 833 to 1903 code for a protein of 356 amino acids. The transcript has 10 exons. Gene Ontology annotation, cellular component: cytoplasm; postsynaptic density; plasma membrane. The record is from RefSeq and is a predicted model, not a curated record. Gene Ontology annotation, molecular function: G protein-coupled glutamate receptor binding. Gene Ontology annotation, biological process: G protein-coupled glutamate receptor signaling pathway; regulation of store-operated calcium entry.